CCCUUCCCCAAAGCGGGGGGGCACCUCCAGAAUGACUCAGCAGCCUGGAGUGCAGCGCCAUUCAAGUGCCACUUGCUGUGCAGUCAGCUCUGAGGUGUAAUUAUGCGAAGCAUGUCACAGCUCCUGACAUGACUACUACGCUGGUGUACCUACUGACCUUGAGGUACAUAGGGCAAGCAAGUAGCGUAGGUAGCCCGUCUUUUAUGGUGGCUGGUAUGCUGAGAAUCCUUGGAAAACCUCCCGAAGUACCUUUUGCCGCCCGAUCCCGAUUUCGGCCAGCCACGAUAAUUGUCUUGAGCUCUGGCUUCAUGGACGAUCUCGAGGUCAAUAUGGGCAGUGCGUUGCAUGUCUUUGUAAUGCCCCUCAGCAGAUUUCGCAAAGGCCAGUAAUGCGUGCAAUUCACACGACUGUCAGACUUGGAGUCUCUGGACGCUCA
Microdochium trichocladiopsis is the source of this 436-nucleotide messenger RNA. RefSeq lists its product as uncharacterized. Lineage: Eukaryota; Fungi; Ascomycota; Sordariomycetes; Xylariales; Microdochiaceae. The transcript has a single exon. The record is from RefSeq and is a predicted model, not a curated record. The coding region runs from base 129 to 389 and encodes 86 amino acids.